AGGAUGUAACCCGAUGUCUUGAACUCACCUAUCUACCUUCUACAUUGAUGUAAUGAUCAGAAGAGGAUCUCAAACCUUUACACUGUAAAUCCCUGCCAAUUCCAAUGCCAUUGAGAACGUGGUAUGAGUAGGAUUUCCCGCUGUUUACUCUGUGAAGCACUACUAAAAGACAACGCAACCCUUCAGACUCAUUUAACUGACCACCACCAAGUGCUAUCGGUAGAGGGGCUGUACCUGCUGACCCAUGCGGAGACCACGCCCCCGCCGCCCGAGAUAGCGCCCGCAACUAUCCUGAGAUGUCCUCUCUGCGAGGCCCUCCUCAAAGCUCAUUUCAUCAAAACCCAUCUCAUGGAGCACCAUCACGUACUGUCGGACCAGCACAACGCUCUCUCGUCCAAGUGUUACAGUCUCCUGAUGAGAGCUAAACCCUACCCCUACAUCCUACCCUCCCAGAAAUCGUCGCCCCUCACCCCCACCACAUCACCCGGACUUAUUACAGAUGUUGCAGCCAUUGAGCACGACAACACUUCUAACGAAGACCGGCAGCACAGCCAACAAAGGUCGCCAGGGAAGGAGUCACCACCUCCCACUGGAGAGAACAACUACAGCUACAGUCCGGACCAGGAGCAGCAGGCCCAGAGCGGGAGUCAGGUGUCACCACCCCCUCCCUCCGGUACUCCCCUCCCUCAGCAACACCCACACCACCACACUAGUCCUAAUCAGGAAAUGCCGGAAUCCUCGCAGAACAUUCACCACGAUCAGAAUAUGCCGUCAGAGGGACGAGAAGGGAACAUUCAGAGAUCUCCGAGCGACCACCACCAACAGCCUCCCCCACAAGGGAACGGACCGGAGGCCCACAGUCCUGUGCAAGGAGAAGGAAAAGAGGGGAACCACUCCGGCCAGGAGUCUCAGCAGAUGUUACCCCCUCUACCUCCACCACAGGACACUCUACCUCAACAACCCCUCAUGCAGCCACCACCUACCCCCCAGCAGCACAUCAUUAAGGAAGAGGUUCUGGACGAUGGUGGAGGUUCGAGUGACGAAGGAGAACAACACCACCCCUCUCCGAUGGAGACAAACCAUGACAUCGCACCUCCAUCCACUUUUAAGGGCAAGAGCUGGCUGACUGAACCCAACCCUCACCCCUCCACACAGGGCUACCGAGUAGUGCCGAUGUACCGGAGUUUCAUCUAUAACCCACCCCCGACGGUGCAGGCUCACCACCCGGUACAACCUCCUCCCCCACCCGCCCCCAGGAUCGAGGAACAGAGACAACAGCUGGAGCAGCAGUUUAUUGAGAGUACCCCCCAGACCGGUAUCACAUUCUACGAGGGGCAGAGCUUUGCUAACUUCCAGCAGUUCAAGGUAUUAUGGGAUCGGUACCUGUCGGAUACCCAGACUAUGGUACAGAAACGGAGCAGUAAGACCGGUCAUGACGCUACAUACUUCCCUUAUAAGCACGUGCUAUACGUCUGUUUCUACUACGGCAAGGCGUCUUGGCGAGACAUGGAGGACUCCAAAGCGGCUAACAACAGAAAGUGUCGCUUUAAACUUCGCUUACAUUUCGACACCAAAGUGGGCCGUUAUCGGAUAACGAAGUAUAACGGUUCCCAUAGCAACCACCAGCUAGGAAAAGUUCAGCGGCAGAACUACUCCUCCCAGCGCCAGUCGUACGCCAGUCAACACGCCAGUACCAACAACCUGGUCUCAAACCCUGCUCAAAAUGUGCCGAAGCGAGGUGACGAGUUGCUGAAAGCGCACAGUAUCCUGCGAACACACCCCCUCUCCUCCCUCACCCCUCUACAGCACCAGUCACUAGGACAAGACAUCCUGUUCUGGCAGAGUGGCAGUAUGAGAGAGUUGGCUGAGUCAAAUCCCCGGCUCUUAUCCCUGUCCACUCUCUACCCUGUAGCUAAGGAGGAUUUCGUUCUUCAUCUGUUCUACGCGCACAAAGGCGAAGAAAAGUACUUGGUAGCGUGGACGUUUAUCAACUGUGCGGUUCAGCGGAGUGCCGAGAUAGCACUGACCAUCUUCGCACGGUUCAACCCCAUAACUCAGAAACAAGCUGAACUUGUCGUCAUGAACCACUCAAUAGAAUGGGUAGCCUCGGCUAUUAACAUAUUCUGCAAGGCAAUCUUCCACCUAUCCCUGGACAAUGUACACGAGCACCUGAGAAAACGGCUCCACAGCUCGUGUGAUUGGGAAAGAGUCGAGAAUGGGGCGGAAAAACACAAACUUUGUCUUCAGCUGCUCGAGCGAGUUGUGUACGCUAAAAACGAGACUGACUACGCAAUUAACCUGAAAGAACUGGAACUGGCAGGACCAGCUACUUUCAUGGAGUAUUUUUAUAAUAAUUGGAAUAAUAAGAAAGACUUUUGGGUGUAUUACAUUCAGCAACGGACGGCUGAGGCGCUGAAGAGCUCUCAUUUAGACAAACAGGAAUCAAAGAUUGAAAACUUUUUAACGAUCAACAGAAAGAGCUUGACGAGUUGUAUCAGUCUUCUCAUGUUAUUCGGUGAGGCUCCAGAGAGAUUAAACGCACAUUUGAGCCUAUUGGAGACGAGCCAAGAGCCUCUUGCAGUAAAACAGAUCCCCAUAACCCUACCUCCGUCCCAGCAAGAUAUAAAACCUAACAUAGUGCACCGUUCCCCUCCUGCAGCCUAUCCUAAAAGCACUACCCCCGGUGAACCUAACAACUUCCCGCCCGCAAGUCCAGCGUACGAUCCCCCUACUUAUCCUGCCGAGUUUUUCGCUAAAUCGGUAGAAAGACCCUCUCCUGCUGGCCAGCACAAGGACACCAAUGGAGGAAAUGAGAAUACUGAGAACAAGGGAAAAGAGGAGGGAGGAAAAGAGAGACUGUUCUCUGGGGAGAGUUAUGAAGAAGGUCCCAGUACUCCCACCCAAGAAGCCAACACAUCGAAUGCGGAAUACAGUCCCGAGUAUGGUAUAACCGAGGAGAAGGUGCAGUACGGACAGUGGAAAAACGGCGAUUUUAACAACAGUCCAAAUCAACAGCAAGACGAAACUCAGGAAAGCGAACAGCCACAGGAUUGUUCGGGUAGCGAGGAGGAAGCGUCCCCAGCUAGGGAGUUCCCCACAUCUCGAAACAGCACCAACUAUCCCGCCUUCAACCCAGCACUCUUCCCACCAGGUGCUGUCUCCUCACAGUUUCUCCCUCGCCACACCUUCGUUCCUCCCCCGGGAUCCUUCCCGCCUCCGUACCUACACACCUCACGAGAGUUCCCGCCGCUGGCACGCGCCAUGUUCCCGCCCGCCACCGUCCCCCGGGAAAUAUUCUCUCAACCUCCCAUCGUCCACUCGCCUGUUGAAAGGGAGGGCGGUAGCCCUUUCAGUCAGUCCCAAUGACAAACGACAGAGCACUAAUAAUACAGUACAGUUCCCUGCAAUGCUUCUCACGCCCCACUGCAAGUUUUAAGAAGAGACUGCUCAGAUAAUUGAUGUAUUGAUCGAAAGACGCUUGGUGACACAUUAGAACGCUCGGGCCCAGCAAUUUAUUUGACUUAACUUUCCCGUCUUUAGGGGCUGGUCACAUCAUGUGAUCUUUUAAUCUUUUAAUUCUUAUAUACAUCUUAACAAAUAUUUAUUUUUGCUAUAGUUGUAAAAUUUAGCAACAUAAAGAUGAUGCAUGGGCUACAACUUUUCUUUCCCCCCUUUAUUUUGUUAAUGUUAUAAGCACAUAUGAAACUGCUUGACUUGGGUAAAUGGUGUUAAAUAUGAUGUCAAAUUAUAAUGCUGAUAUACCACUCCGAAAGAUGGUGUUUAAACAGAAAUGAUGUAUUAUCGUCGCGUUUUGAAUUGUCAAUAUGAUAUUGAUGCUAUAUUUCGCCCUAUAUCCUGCCGAUUUAACAUUUGUUAUUAAUGCUAUAUCGCCGUAAUAACUAUUAAUGUCGGCAACUAUUUUUCCCCCACCGGGUGACAAUUUGAGAAAACUGCAUAUGAAUAUAUUGGAAUAAGAAUAGGUUGGGAGGUGAUCAUGUGUAUUAGCGUUUUAAGAACCGAUAUCAAGAGCCCAAGAUACGAAUAUGACACAUUAACCUAACAGUACGUGUAACAGAAAAUCAAGAAUAUUUGGUUGACUACAAUGAAGCAGCAUUAGAUCAAGUUAGAAAUGUGUCAUUGAUAUAGAUAUUCCCGCUGAGAUUUGAUAUAGACAAAAUCUGUCCUUUGCUGUUAUGCACAAUAACUGAGCCUACGAAAUUGUUAUGUCAAGAAUAUUAUUAUCGUUAAUCGUUUUCAAGAAGUAUUUUGACUACAUUUUAAAUAUGAAGCGUUCACAAGAAUUUGAACCGCGUAAACCAAAGAAGGGCAGAUUUUGUGCAUACUGGUUAACUUAAUUUGGACAGUUAAUUGCAAAUUGCAAGCCUUUGAAUAUAAUGAUCAGUAUCAUUUACCAGUUACCCGAUUUAAA
Molecule: messenger RNA, 4429 nt
Organism: Bolinopsis microptera
Lineage: Eukaryota; Metazoa; Ctenophora; Tentaculata; Lobata; Bolinopsidae
Exons: 17
Coding region: 124-3366 (1080 amino acids)
Source: RefSeq, a predicted model, not a curated record